AUGGCUUCGCUUGUCGCCGCUGCUCGCGUGGCGCUGGUCUUGGCAGUAUUGCCGCUGGCCGCCAUGGCGUCGCCCCCGUCGGUCAUGUCCACCGUCAUCUCCUUCUGCCCCGACGAGCACUUCUCCUGCGCCUCCCCGUCCACUGUUCGCGCGCCGUCCUCGCCCGCCGACUGCGUGCCCUUCUUUCCCAAACAAGCUGACGUGGCGGCCAGCUACGUCAUCGUAUGGGAUGCUCAACGUGGAAUCAGCGCACCGCAUUCCGUCUGUCGCGAGCUCACCUUUUGGGACUCGCCCGACUGCGCGCGCUCCUCCGCGUCCUUUUCCGUGAACAUGCCCGGAGAGCUCCUCUCCCCGCCAGGCACUACCCCUCCAGAAACCAUAGCGGCCGCGCGUCGGGCGGAGGCUCACUCGCACAGCGCAACGAGCGGCUACUUCGGCCCCACUCCUACGUACGCCUCGAUUGGCUCCGUGAGUUGCGCUCAAGUGGACGAGAUUGAGCCGCUCAUCCAGGGGGAAUCCGCGCAGCAGCCUCUGCCCGUCACCACGGUCUACGAGCCGGCUGCUGACGGUGGCGCUUGUUCCUGCAGUGCCAUGCCCACAGUCGCCAUUGUCUCUCUGUCCGUCGCCGCUUUCUGCGUCGUUUUCGCCGUCGCUGCCAUCGUGUUCGCACUCACUGUCGUGCGACACGCGAACCGUGUGGCCGACGACGCUGCGGCAGCAACGGUGGCAGCAGCAACGGCGAAAGGAGGCGCGAAGGGCUCGAUGACGGACGAGGCAGAGCCGCUGUCACACCACGGCGCGCUGGCGGGCGUUUUGAGUGGCGGAGGGCUGCUGGGAACAGCGCGCGUGCACGACGUGAAAGGCCAUGAGGAUCCGGCUGGAGCUGUAUGA
Molecule: messenger RNA, 891 nt
Organism: Closterium sp. Yama58-4
Lineage: Eukaryota; Viridiplantae; Streptophyta; Zygnematophyceae; Desmidiales; Closteriaceae
Source: the annotation of a GenBank genome assembly